Triticum turgidum subsp. durum (durum wheat) is the source of this 507-nucleotide messenger RNA. Lineage: Eukaryota; Viridiplantae; Streptophyta; Magnoliopsida; Poales; Poaceae. The record is from the annotation of a GenBank genome assembly.
AUGGCUGUUGCUGUGCCGUCGACGCUGCCGAUGAAGCUUAGGAAGGUUGAGCCCCGUGGCAAGGCGGCGGCGGCGGGGGUUGCCGGCCGGGCGCGCGUGCUGGUGACGGUCACCGUCCUCGGCAGCGCCGGCCCGCUACGGUUCCUGGUCGACGAGGGCGAGUCCGUCAACGGACUAAUCCGCGCCGCCCUCCGCUGCUAUGCCCGCGAGGGCCGCAUGCCGCUGCUCGGCUCCGACGCUGCCAACUUCCUCCUCUACACCGCCAAUGGCAGAUCCGACGCCCUCAAGGCCGAUGAGAGGAUCAGCUUCAAUGGAUGCAGGAGCUUCAUGCUCUGGCAGAAGACCGUCGCCGACAACAAUGGGUCUGAGCCGGUGGUGGCUACGACGGUUAAUUCUUCCCCAGGCAGAAAGGGGAUCAGCGGCUGGAAAUUUGGCCUAAACAAGAUCCUUCUCAACUUCAGCUUCAAGAAUCCUGUGAACCAAAGAGGCCCUUACCUAAUAUGUUGA